Molecule: messenger RNA, 649 nt
Organism: Hibiscus syriacus
Lineage: Eukaryota; Viridiplantae; Streptophyta; Magnoliopsida; Malvales; Malvaceae
Product: peamaclein-like
Exons: 2
Coding region: 69-341 (90 amino acids)
Source: RefSeq, a predicted model, not a curated record
UCGCCUUUUACACUCCAUUACUCAAACCAACACUCGAACCAAGUAAGAAAUCCAACACCAUCAAGAAAAUGAAGCUCUCCAUUGCAGCUUUGCUCCUAUCUCUCGUUCUUCUAAGUUCCUUGGUUUCAGAUCCUGCACUGGCACAGCCUUGUUCGCCAUUUUGCGAUGGGAAAUGCAAGGAUCGGUGCAACAAAGCGGCGGUGUGGGAUCGGUGCUUCAAAUACUGCGGGAUAUGUUGCGAAGAAUGCAAGUGUGUUCCGUCGGGAACUUAUGGGAACAAACACGAGUGCCCUUGUUACAGGGACAAGGUGAACAAGAAGGGUACCCCUAAAUGCCCUUGAAAAUAAUAAAAAUUCGAGUUCGAGUUCCGGUUCUACCUAGCGAGCUUAAUGGAAGUUUGUUAUAGUUAAAAUUCGAUCUCACUAAUGGACGUUUGUUAUAGUUAAAAUUCGAUCUCACUAAUGGAAGUUUGUUAUAGUUAAAAUUCGAUCUCACUAAUGGACGUUUGUUAUAGUUAAAAUUCGAAUUCGUGUUCGAGUUCUGGUGUUACCUGGUGAGCUUAAUGGAAGUUUGUAAUGGUUUCUAUUGGGAGGCCGUAUGUGUUGAUGCUAUUAUAAUAAUAAACUUGUUUUGUUUGCUGUUCCCUUCG